CGGUCUUUUCUUACCCGUUUCACGCGUAUAGUUGUUAUCGGAAACAUAUUGCUGUUCGAAUUUUAAAUAGUGAACAAUAGAUAUUAAAGUUUUUUUUUUUUAUUUUCAAACUAGGAAAGUUUCUAAAUAUAAAGUUGUUCUGAUUAAAAAUAUAGUUUUUGUCUAUUUAUUUAUAGGUACCGUCAUUAUGAUUGUUUUAAUGCUGAGUGGUCUGUUGAUAGCGGGUGGCGGUGGGGCACAGCUGGAAGAAAUGGAGAAUUGCGACGCAGCAGACUUGAACGUAUGUGUAGAAUUGAUCCCGCGAACUCCUGUCGGCCUGCCCAGGAACAAAAAUGAGUUGGACGCACACUGCCAGGCAUAUCAAACCGGCAUGGUAUGCAUGGACGCGUGGAUCAAACGGUGCCUGCCCACUGAUGGGCAGAAGUUACUACAGCAACAGAUUGGUGGAGCUCGCGCACUCAUGCGGUUUUUGUGCACAAACGAUACGGCUUUACGGAGAGAAUUCUUGAAGGAGCCUACGUGUUGGGGCAGGGUGUCUCCCGACUGGAGCCGCUGUGUCGAUGAAUUGCAGAUCGCAGUCCGAGAAAAUACGGAACGAGCUCAACAGCUCACGUAUUUCAACAGAAAUGCUGAGUUGUGUUGUUCACGGGAUGACUUCAUUCAGUGUGUGACGCAUGCAGGACGGUCAUGUUCGAUACAGGCAAGCACGCUACUCCGGCGCAUGGCUUGGGUACUGGCACACGACAUAGCAGCCUGCAACCAGCAGCCCCGGGCAUACUGCGCAGCGCCACCCCUCCCCUACACAGCCCCCAUUCUCACAGCCAUCUACGGAUUACUAUUUUAUCCCCCACGUUUGUAAAAUCACCAUUUAAUUAGUUUAUAAGAUUAUGUACUCAGUUGAACAAGUUAAAUUGUUGAUUUAUAUAAAUGACAAGGAUGAUUUAAAUAUGUUUUUAUUCUGAGUCUCUCUGUUAACAAAAAAAUGUACAUAAAUUUAAUUAUGAAAUGAAAAUUAUAGAAGUAGCUCUCGCCAUGUAAAUAAUAGUCAAUCAUCAUCAUCCAAAUAUUACAGCUAUAAUACUCAUUUCAUGCAGAUUAAAAAUCAUACAUUUUUUUAUUCAAUAAUUCAGUUCAAUACUCGAAGUCUAGACUAAACUUAUGUUCGCUCAUUCAUAGAAAUAAAUCCAGCUUGUUAAAUACAAAACUCAUGAAAAACGUGCCUGUCGAAACGGUAUGAUUGAAUUCUAAUAUAUUUUCUUCACAAAUAUUUGAAACUCAAAUAUAUGCCAAGAUCAAAGAGUUUAACAAACUCUUUGUGCAAGGAGUUGAGUAAUCCUUUGGUAACUUUGUCCUUAAGUUAUAAGUCUAUACUGCAAGUGUAAACAUAAAUGUAUAAACACCAAAAUUGUACAUAUUCACCCUCUCAUUAAAACCUUAACUUGUAUCAGAUAACAAAUAAUUUAGCUUUAUAAACUUUACGGAAAAGUUACCUGUGGAAAAAUUAUUUGAUGUAAAGUCGUCCCAAUAUCCGGCAACACAAUAUAUGUAUUGCAAGCUAAUGGGUGCCUACAUAAUUAUGUAAAAUGAGCCUGUAUGAGACAUAGCAGUGAAAUAGACAUUUUUAUAAAAUAGUUGAGUUUAUAAAAUCAACUAAAAUUAUGGUCUAAGUUCAAGUGAAACAAAUUGUAUUUUGCCAAAGUGUGUGUAGAUAUUUUAAAAUACUAUAGUCGUGCUAUUAGUUUAGAAAUAUGUAAAAUAGUUUAUAUGUAUGUACUUUAUUAUAUUGAUGUAAAUAGUGAGAUAAUUUAAUUAUUGGUUUAAGUAAAAUAAGUAUGAAUUUUGUACACAUAAUUGUAUACCCCUUUUGUUGUUUACAUAAAAUUACAACAUUUAAAA
Spodoptera litura is the source of this 1896-nucleotide messenger RNA. RefSeq lists its product as uncharacterized. NCBI's taxonomy places the organism in Eukaryota, Metazoa, Arthropoda, Insecta, Lepidoptera, Noctuidae. The record is from RefSeq and is a predicted model, not a curated record.